Molecule: messenger RNA, 8021 nt
Organism: Oryctolagus cuniculus (rabbit)
Lineage: Eukaryota; Metazoa; Chordata; Mammalia; Lagomorpha; Leporidae
Source: RefSeq, a predicted model, not a curated record
UAACUUUAAUUACUACCAUUUGGCCUCCACCUGCCCGAAUCCCGCACCAUACGCGGGAACCUGUCCGCGGUGAAUACCGCCUUUACUUUGGGAGACAGUUCUCUUGGGAGAAUUGGUGUCCGCCUUAUUUAGUAAAGUGCUGAUGGCUCCACCUGCUACAGUUCUUACACAUUUUGAGACCUUCUGUAGCUCCUUCACUGGCCCCUCCAUUGCAGAACUCUGAUUGCAGAAACUCUGGAAGAUGAAAUCUCUCUGCUUGCCCAGGAAUUGUGGUUCUACCUUAGAGAUCUCACCAUCAGAAUUUAAAGCUUAAGAACAUAAAGUAGUCAUUGUGGAAAAUAACAUUUUGAGAAACUUUUCUGUUGCAAGUGAUAGAAGAAAAACGAAUAGAGAAGUGCAUCCUCUUGUGUGUGUAUCUCACUGUGCUACUUUUGAUAACUCAGCUUAGGAAUGAAGCCACCAUUAUGUCCUCAGUCAGUGAAAUAAAUGUUGAUAUCAAAGAUUUCCUAAUGAGUAUUAAUUUGGAGCAGUAUCUCUUACAUUUCCACAAGUUUGGUUUUUAUACUGUGAAGGACUGUACAACAAUCAAUGAUACUGUGCUGCACAAAAUUGGAAUAUCGCCCACAGGACACCGUAGGAGAAUACUUAAACAGUUACAGAUAAUCUUGUCAAAGAUGCAAGAUAUCCCAAUAUAUGCAAAUAUUCAUAAAACAAAGAAGAAUGAUGACACUUCAAAGGAUUGCCAUGCUCCACCUUCUGAUCGGAACACCUGCAGAGAAAUUUCCAACUCUGAUAGUACUCACACACCUAGCUCAACACAGUUGGAGGCUGUUACACAAAGUCUUCAUCAAAAUGACAUUGGUAUGGAACAUAGCCAGUCUCUUAAAUCAGAUGAUAAGCUGUCUCUUCCUAAACGUGACUUCCCCGUUCCAGAUCAAGAACCACGCCUGAAUUUGGGUUCUUCUCAUGAUAGUUCAUUUGGUAGUGAAAAUAUUAAAAUAGAAUCUUUGAUUGCAAAGAAGACUGUGGAUUGUACAAUUGAGCAACAAACAGAAAAAGUUGAUUCAAUAUUGGAGACUAUCAGCAAGCUUCCUAGUAUUGACCCUGAAUGUCUUUCUUCCCUUGGCUCCUCAACAUCAGAUGCAAAUUCUGUAAAUGGAUCCAAUGGCUUAGUAGAAGCAUCACCUCCAUCCCCAUUCUUUCAGUUUCAAGGAGAAAUGGUUGUGAAUGAUUUGUACAUACCGUCAUCACCAAACUUGGCACCGAUGAGAAGUCGCAGCAAGUUGGUUUCGAGACCAUCUCGCUCUUUUCUGCUAAGACAUCGGCCUGUACCAGAGAUUCCAGCGUCAACAAAAGGAAUUUCAGGAAGCUAUUUCCGUGAGAGAAGAAAUGUUGCUACCUCACCUGGAAAAUCUGCGGCAUGGCAAAAAGAUUCAAGUGAGGAGAUUUCAUCUUCCAUCUUUCCUUAUGGAGAGACCUUCCUCUUCCAGAGACUGGAAAAUUCCAAGAAGAGAUGUGUGAAGAAUGAAUUUUGGGCCCAUGAAGAAACACUCAAAGGGGAGGCAAAUACUGCAGGGAACUCUUUCUGCAUCAAAUCAAGCAUAUAUGAUAACAGGAAGGAGAAAAUAAGUGAAGAAAAAGUAGAAGACAUUUGGAUACCUCGAGAGGAUAAAAACAAUCUUAUGAUAGAGUCUGCCUCUGAGUCAGAAUACUCAACCGUGGAAGAAUGCUUCCAGAGUUUAAGAAGAAAAAAUUCAAAGGCAUCAAGGUUGAGGACACAGAAAGCACUGAGCUUGGACCCAGUAAACAGGCACAGUUACCCCCUAAGCUCAACAAGUGGAAAUGCUGAUUCCUCGGGCAUUUCCUCAAAUGCCAUAUCUCCCUAUGCCUGUUUUUAUGGUACGUCUGCGAAGAAGGUCAAGUCAGGGUGGCUGGAUAAGCUUUCUCCUCAAGGAAAACGCAUGUUUCAGAAGAGAUGGGUGAAAUUUGAUGGCCUUAGCAUUUCUUACUACAAUAAUGAAAGGGAGAUGUAUUCAAAGGGAAUAAUUCCCCUUUCUGCCAUAUCAACAGUACGAGUUCAAGGAGACAACAAAUUUGAAGUUGUUACAACACAAAGAACUUUUGUUUUUAGAGUAGAAAAAGAAGAGGAGAGAAAUGACUGGAUCAGUAUACUGUUAAAUGCACUGAAAACACAGUCCCUUACCUCACAGUCUCAAGUGGUUGCUGCACCUGAGAAAUGUGGAUAUCUUGAAUUGAGAGGGUAUAAAGCCAAAAUUUUUACUGUGCUAAGGGGAAACAGCGUGUGGCUUUGCAAAAAUGAACAGGAUUUUAAAAGUGGAUUGGGUAUCACCAUCAUUCCUAUGAAUGUAGCAAAUGUAAAGCAAGUGGACAGAACUGUGAAACAAUCUUUUGAAAUAAUUACUCCCUAUAGGAGUUUCAGCUUUACAGCAGAGUCUGAAAAAGAGAAACAAGACUGGAUUGAAGCUGUGCAGCAAUCGAUAGCAGAAACUCUCUCUGAUUAUGAAGUAGCCGAGAAGAUUUGGUUCAAUGAGUCCAACAGGAGCUGUGCAGAUUGUCAAGCCCCGGAUCCGGACUGGGCAUCCAUCAAUCUCUGUGUUGUCAUCUGUAAGAAGUGUGCAGGGCAGCAUAGAUCCUUGGGACCAAAGGAUUCUAAGGUUAGGAGUCUAAAAAUGGAUGCCAGCAUUUGGAGUAAUGAACUGAUUGAGCUUUUUAUCAUCAUUGGAAACAAAAGAGCAAAUGACUUUUGGGCUGGUAAUCUUCAAAAGGAUGAAGAAUUACACAUGGACUCACCAGUAGAAAAGCGAAAAAGCUUCAUUAUUCAGAAAUACAAAGAAGGAAAAUUCAGAAAGACCCUUUUGGCAUCUCUCACCAAAGAAGAAUUAAAUAAGGCUCUGUGUGCUGCUGUUGUGACACCUGACGUUCUGGAAACGAUGGCUUUGCUGUUCAGUGGAGCAGAUGUCAUGUGUGCAACCGGAGACCCUGUGCAUAGCACCCCUUAUUUGCUGGCCAAGAAAGCUGGGCAGAGUCUGCAGAUGGAAUUUCUUUACCACAAUAAAUUCUCAGAUUUCCCCCAACAUGACAUUCAUUCUGAGGGUGGAUUAAGUCAAGAGGCCUCCCAGUCCACGUUCCUUUGUGACUUUUUGUAUCAAGCUCCUGCUGCAGCUUCUAAACUCUCUUCAGAGAAAAAACUGCUUGAAGAGACGAAUAAGAAGUGGUGUGUUUUGGAAGGAGGUUUCUUGAGUUACUACGAAAAUGAUAAGUCCACCACGCCUAACGGCACCAUUAAUAUCAAUGAAGUUAUCUGCCUGGCUAUACACAAAGAGGACUUCUAUUUAAAUACUGGGCCCAUCUUUGUUUUUGAGAUCUACUUACCUUCUGAGCGUGUGUUUUUAUUUGGAGCUGAAACAUCUCAAGCUCAAAGAAAGUGGACAGAGGCAAUAGCCAAGCAUUUUGUUCCCUUUGUUGCUGAAAACUUAACAGAAACUGACUACGACUUGAUUGGCCAGCUCUUCUACAAAGACUGCCAUGCCCUGGAUCAGUGGAAAAAAGGCUGGUUUGCUAUGGACAAAUUCAAUUUGCGUUUUUGCCUUCAGAUGCAGGAAGUUCAGGAAGACAGGAUGCACUUAAGAAGACUGCAAGAGUUAACAAUCAGCACAAUGGUUCAAAAUGGGGAAAAAUUGGAUGUCUUACUUUUGGUGGAGAAAGGCCGAACAUUAUACAUCCAUGGGCAUACCAAGUUGGAUUUCACAGUCUGGCAUACAGCAAUUGAAAAAGCAGCAGGUACAGAUGGUAAUGCAUUACAAGAUCAGCAGCUCAGCAAAAAUGACGUCCCCAUUAUCGUGAACAGCUGCAUAGCAUUUGUUACACAGUAUGGUUUAGGAUGCAAGUAUAUCUAUCAAAAGAAUGGUGAUCCUUUGCACAUAAGUGAGCUCUUGGAAAAUUUCAAAAAGGAUGCAAGAAGCUUUAAAUUGAGGGCUGGAAAGCAUCAACUUGAAGAUGUGACGAGUGUGUUGAAACGUUUUCUUUCUGACAUCGAUGAUGCACUGCUUGCCAAGGAGCUCUAUCCAUACUGGAUCUCUGCUUUAGAUACACAGGAUGACAAGGAAAGAAUUAAAAAGUAUGGAGCAUUUAUACGUACUCUCCCAGUUGUCAACCAAGCGACAUUGGCAGCUAUAAUUGAACACCUUUACAGGGUUCAGAAAUGCUCAGAAAUCAAUCACAUGAAUGCCCAUAAUUUGGCCUUGGCCUUUUCUUCCUGUUUGUUUCAAACUAAAGGACAAACUAGUGAAGAAGUGAAUGUAAUUGAGGACCUCAUUAAUAACUAUGUUGAAAUAUUUGAGGUUAAAGAAGAUCAAGUCAAACAAAUGGACAUAGAGAAUAGCUUUAUUACCAAGUGGAAAGACACUCAAGUUUCCCAGGCUGGAGAUUUGCUAAUUGAAGUGUAUGUAGAAAGGAAGGAACCUGACUGUAGUAUUAUAAUCCGGAUAUCUCCUGUGAUGGAAGCAGAAGAAUUGACUAACGAUAUAUUGGCAAUAAAAAAUAUCAUCCCUACAAAAAGUGAUGUUUGGGCCACAUUUGAAGUUAUUGAAAAUGAAGAACUUGAGCGCCCCCUCCACUACAGAGAGAACGUGCUGGAGCAGGUCCUUCGGUGGAGUUCUCUAGCUGAGCCUGGCUCUGCGUGUCUUGUGGUGAAGAGAUUCUUAACUGUGGACACAAUCGAGCACUGUAGAGAGAGGCGUGCCCUGGAAAGUAUCAAAGAAGGAGUCUUAAAAAUCAAAGAAGAACCAUCUAAGAUACUGUCUGGAAAUAAGUUUCAAGACCGGUAUUUUGUUUUACGAGAUGGGUGUCUCUUUAUUUACAAAGACUCAAAGAGUAGUAAACAUGAAAAAAUGUUUUCUCUCAGCUCCAUGAAGUUUUAUCUUGGAGUGAAAAAGAAAAUGAAGCCCCCAACAAGUUGGGGAUUGACUGCAUAUUCUGACAAACAUCACUGGUAUUAAAGGAUUGUGGAAUCCAGCUUUAUUUGUUAAGUAGGCAAAACUCAGUUUUUAAACACAGAUAAAAACUAAGGUAAGACUAUAAGGGAACUUAUCCCAGUUUCAAACCCGUUCUUUCUAUAUAUGUGCCUCUACCCAUUAAUAUUACAAGUAGCCUAUGGGUAUCCCCAGGGAUUCUUUUAAAUAUCUUUUGCUGCCUCACCUGCCUUUGCCUAAUAAAUCACUAGCCCAUGCCAUCUCAGUUUCUUCAUUGUCCCCUCAUCCACCCGCUCCACUCUGUCCUCAGAGCUGGGUCUUCAUUCAUCUUCCUAGAUCAUUGUGAGAGUUCUAAGUGUUCUUUAUGCCUCUGAUUUGGCUUUUGUUUUGGGUACAUUCUCCACUCAGUUAGCAAAAGAGACUUUUCAACCAUGUGUCAUGUUUUUCUCGUACUUUAAAACUAUUCUGUGCAUCCAGUCAACUGCAGUAUAAAGUGCAGGACUAUUGGCAAGGCAGGUCAGGUGUGACUGCAUCAGCUUCAGCUCCAGCAAGCUUUCCUGCUUUCCAUCAUCCUGAGCUCCUCACCCAUUCCUUGCUGCUCUGCAUCUGCUUGUUUAGCAGGUGCUUCCUUUACAGAUUCCCCCCUUCCAUAUGCUAUGCUGAUCCCUCCACUCCCUCCACUCCUCUCGGGAUGUCCUUUCUCUCUUGGACGAUCCAGUAGACUCAUCUCUCAUUCUUCUUUCAAUCCACACCUGCAUGCCUCAAAAGCCUUAGCAGAUAGCUCUCACCUUUCAUCACUAUUACUUCUUUUUACCAACAGUAUUUUUUGGUAUAUAAUGAAAAUGUCAUGUGUAGGGAAUUGUACUUGCACAAGAAAAUAUACAGGGACAGUUUCUUCAUGAGACUCUAAUGAACAAAGCAAGCAUUUUGGGGAAAUUUUUUUUCUAAAAGUUUUAAGUAAAUCAUUUUUAAUAAUACAGGAAUGUGAAAUAUGAAAACUAUUACUAUAUUAGACUGUCCCUUAUGUGAUUCUAACAUAGGUUACAAAAUUUUUCUCUUCUGCAAAGCAACUUCAAAGUUAUUUCUAAGUCUGCUGUUUCUGUUUGUGCUCAAUUUUAUUUUUGCUUUCACACACUGUAUUAUAAUUUGAUUGAUUAUAUACACAGUUACCCUAAUAGACUAUGUUAGCCUUGAGGGUUCCUGAGUCUUGAUGAAUCCACUUAAUAAGCCUGGAUAUAAAGAUUACUGAAUCCAUGUUACUAGAUAUGUAGUGGUUUUUCGUGUUAAGUGUUUAUAGUCCUAACAAUGGGGACUAUGUCUCAGCCUUUUAAAAAAUCUUCUCUUAAGAGAGUGUUCACUUUAAAAACCUGUCAUGGGACCCCAAAUCUUAUUAAGCUGGGUGAUAAAAAUCUCAUCUUAAGUGCUAAAGUGAUCAUAUUAAGAAUUAAAGUGAAUAUAUAUAUAGAGAGAGAUAGGAUUAAGUGUUAAAGUGAACAUAUAAAUAGGAUCAAGUGUUGGGUACUUAUAAUAGACAAUUAAAAAGGAGAAAACAUUCCAACAUGGGAAGCAGUACACACAGAAGACUCAUAGAAUGACAGUUGCUUGAAGUAACACUCUGACCACAGAAUCAGCCCUUAAGGCUUCCUGAUCUCGCUGAGAAGCCCUUGAGAGCAUUUCAGGCAUAGAAAGCCAAGGCAUUGUGGCAAAAAAUAUUCUGUAUGAAGGUUCUCUGUGAGUGAGAUCCUAAUGGAAAGAAGCAGCCAUCAAAGAAGGAGAUACUUUUCUCUAAAGGGAGGAGAGAACUUCCACUUUGCUUAUGGCCUUGUCCAAAUUCUGAUGGAGUUUGUGGAUUCAAAAGGCUUCCAUAGCCUAGAUAGCUCAUGACAAGAGCCUUGCGUGGUCACUGAUGUCAUACUUAAAGAGUGUUAAUUGUUAAAUUAACAACAGGAAUCACUGUGCACUAACUCCCCAUGCAGGACCUCUGUCCUCAGUGAGUUAUAUUAUGAGAGUUAACCUUGAUAGUUGUUCUCAAACAGUUUUGUGUGUGUGUGUGUGUAUGUGUGCAUUUGUAUGCAAAUUGUUGAAAUCCUUACUUAGUAUAGAGUUGAUCUUCUGUGUACAAAGUUAAAUGAAAAUGAAUCUUAAUGGAGAAUGGGACUGGCGAGGGGAGAGGGAGGAGGAGGAAGGAUGGGAGAGUGGGUAUUGGUGGGAAGAAUAACUAUAUUCCUAAAGUUGCACAUAUAAAAAUUGUAUUCCUUAAAAAUAUAUUAAUUUGUUAAUUUAGCCAGCGCCAUGGCUCACUAGGCUAAUCCUCUGCCUGUGGUGCCUACACCCCGGGUUCUAGUCCCAGUUGAGGUGCCGGAUUCUGUCCCGGUUGCUCCUCUUCCAGUCCAGCUCUCUGCUGUGGCCCAGGAGUGCAGUGGAGGAUGGCCCAAGUGCUUGGGCCCUGCACCCACAUGGGAGACCAGGAGGAAGCACCUGGCUCCUGGCUUCCGAUCAGCGUAGCGCGCCGGCCGCACCGCACCAGCCGUAGUGGCCACUUGGGGUGUGAACCAACAGAAAAAGGAAGACCUUUCUCUCUGUCUCUCUUUCUCUCACUGUCUAGCUCUGCCUGUCAAAAAAUAAAAUUAGUAUAUGUAUAUAUAUAUAUAAAUUAGUUAAUUUAAAAAAAUUAAAAAGAGUGUGCACAUAUGAUUUUUUUCUUAGCUUUAGAAUUUCUAGGGCAAAAAGAUAAUUUCUCAUCAUGUACCAGAAAAAGCAAAGUGAUAUCAACUUUUCUGUGUUUCCAUCUUUUCAAAAGUAUUGCUGAUCAGUUUGUAGGAGCUGCCAAAGUCUUACACUGUAGUUUUUUUUCAAAUAAGCAUAUUUAAGCUAUUACUUACGUAUAUUAUAUACUUAUCAGAUUACUAAAACAAGUUACAUGGAAAUAAUCCAUUUUUGAUAGCAUUCAUCCAUUAAACCCAAAAAGAUUUCUGAUCACUAAAUGAAGCAUACACUGGAGCAAAUUCGACUGUCCUUUUGAUUACAUGU